UUAUACGAAAGUUUCUCUGCAGUGUCAUAAAAAAAACCUAUUAUGGAUAACAUCUUUAGUUUUAGAAAUAGAUAGAUAUAAUUCAAAGAUAGUGAUAGAAAAUUAUGCCUCUGGAGUUUAAUGUUCGUGGUAUAUUCAAAGAUUUUAAUCCUAGCAAAUUCGUUGUUUAUGGAUGUCUACUCGUGUUCUGCCUUCUACUUGCAUUAAAAUUUGACAAUAGCGUGGAGUGGAGUUAUUGGAUUGUCUUUUUACCAUUAUGGAUUUGGAAAGCGCUAGUAAUAGUUGGAUGUAUCAGUGGAACAAUGAUUUGGUGGCGUAAUCCAUCCUAUAGGUUAGAAAAUGGAGCAUACACACAUUAUAAAGCUAUGAUCGUGUCCACUGGAUUACAUCUUCUCCUUUUAAUGUUUGAGCUCUUAAUGUGUGAUAAGCUAGAAAACGCAGAGUACAGGAAACAAUUGUAUUGGAUGCUAAUCUUUAUUCCUUUGGUAUUUUUAUCACUUAUAUCAUUCGCCGUUUGUUUCUGGUCUAUUAAAGUUGACAGGAAUUUUGAAUUAGAGUUGUUCUGUUCUGUCAAUGUUCUUCAAUUUAUUUUUAUCGCCCUUAAAUUGGACAAUUUUAUUAAAUGGAAAUGGGUUUUGGUGUUUAUUCCUUUAUGGCUUGUAAUGUCUGUUGCUCUUAUUGGGGUUUUAUACGCUAUCAUUCUAGCUAUAAUUCUCGUCAAGUCUUCAGAUAUUGUUCCUGAACAGAGAAGAGGAAAUUUAUUUAUUGCUAUAGGAUAUACAUGUAUGGUUAUACCACUACUAGUCUUCCAGAUUCUUUUGACGAAUAAGGAAGAUGGCUUAGAAAAUCAUACUUACUUAGCUGUUACACUUCCGUUACUCAUUUCUUUUUUUACACUUAUGAUAAUGUCUUUCGAAUCACGAAGUAGUAACUUUUGGUGGUUCGGCUUAAGAAAAGACUUUUGCUCAUGGUUGCUUGGUAUAUGUCCACUAUUACAAGAAUAUGGAAAUAUAUCGUAUAAACUACCACCUGAAGCUCCAAUCAUUGACGCAUCUCAAAAUUCCAACAGACAAGAAAAAGGGAGUUGUGCACAUAUAAAAAUUAAAAGUAUAGACGAAUCUCCGAAGCCUGUUGUACCAAUCAUUUCUAUUGACGCUCCCGAUUAG
Dimorphilus gyrociliatus is the source of this 1166-nucleotide messenger RNA. The record is from the annotation of a GenBank genome assembly. NCBI's taxonomy places the organism in Eukaryota, Metazoa, Annelida, Polychaeta, Dinophilidae.